AUGCUGGGUGCUAAACGUUCGAAAACAGGUGUGCCUUAUACGAUAGUGAGCCGUCACAUGUGUUAUCCUGAAAUGCGCAAACCUUUGCUUUCAAUUGUUCCGCAAUUUUUUCUACUGCGUAACGACAGUAUUGGCGCCCAUUUAGCUACCUUACUACAAUCAUCACUGAUGCGUCAAGUUCAAUCCUUUGAACUCGAUGAUAAUUGUCUAUUAAGUGGACCAAUUACUGGUGAGCAAUUGCGUAUUCCUGAAGCAGUUCAAUUGACUCAUAUUCGCUGUCAACUUCAAUCAUUGACAGUUACUAUAGCAAUGUCUAACGAAAAUCGAGAAACAUUGAAUAAUGUAAUUCAAUCGAUUUCAUGUCCGAAUUUGAAACAUUUGACGAUCAAGAUGUACCGUAAUUUUAAGAACUUCGAUGUGUGUCUUUGCCUUUUAGAACGAUUAUCGAGCGUCGAACAGUUAACAUUAAUAUUAGCGAUAGACGAAACAGAUACGACACCCAUUCAUUUUGUUGACCAAUUAUUUUCCGAAAAGAAUAUUUAUCGAUGUAUCCCUAAUUUACAUCAAUUUCAUUUCCAUAUUCGUUCAAUAUUCAAAGGUGCUUCUCAGACGACAGUUGAUCAAAUCCUUCAAGGUUUUGUAAAACGAGAACAUCAUCAAUCAUUUCAUUGUGUUAUCGAUCAUUUCAAUAAUAGUUACGGGCAGUGUCAAAUUUAUUCACUUCCAUUUAUUGGUACUCGGCUCGAUUUCGUGUCAAAUCGUUUUCCGUUCUUUGAUAAUCAUUCGACUUUUUCAUCCGUUACAACAAUGUUGCUUUUCGAUGAUGUCGAACCUUUCGAAAAUGUUUUCUUUGAACGUAUUGCUCAAGUCCUACCUCGUCUUCGAACACUUGAGAUAAUUAAUCCACUCGAACAAAAGAAAAAAUCCGCCGUAACAAAAACUAGUAACGCUCGUCGAGGUAGACUCGCUAUACCCUCGACUGAACCACUGACUGAAAAUAAAAUAGUCUUAUGUGCGUUUUAUGCAAAAAAAGACAGAACUAUAACCUUUGAAAGGGUCCCCAGAGACUGA
Messenger RNA from Adineta ricciae, 1071 nucleotides. Lineage: Eukaryota; Metazoa; Rotifera; Eurotatoria; Adinetida; Adinetidae. The record is from the annotation of a GenBank genome assembly.